Molecule: messenger RNA, 273 nt
Organism: Zingiber officinale
Lineage: Eukaryota; Viridiplantae; Streptophyta; Magnoliopsida; Zingiberales; Zingiberaceae
Source: the annotation of a RefSeq genome assembly
AUGAUAAAAAAUUCAUUCAUUUCACUUAUUUCACAAGAAGAAAAAAAAGAAAACAGAGGUUCUGUUGAAUUUCAAGUAUUAAGUUUCACAAAUAAGAUACGAAGACUUACUUCACAUUUGGAAUUGCACAAAAAAGAUUUUUUAUCAAAAAGAGGUCUACAAAAAAUUCUGGGAAAACGUCGACGUAUGCUGGCCUAUUUGUCAAAGAAAAAUGGAGUGCGUUAUAAGAAAUUAAUUGAUGAAUUGGAUAUUCGAGAACCAAAAAAUUGUUAA